CUUGGUCUUAGCCAUGGUUUCCUCUCCUAUUUGGUUGCAGUACGCUGUUGGGACUUUGGGAUGGCUAGAACAUUCAAUUGGCUGUGAUGAUCUCUUACUAAGGUCUUGUCUCCAGUUGUAGCUUUGCACCUGCAACAGCCAACAGAUACUCUCCUUCCAGGCCAAUUUCUGAUUGGUAGCUAGACCCUAACUCUCAAAAUAUGGUACUUUCAUGUUGGGUUUCAAAUGCCCAUUUCCUCCAUGUGGUUUAGGUUUCACGUUUGGCAUAUGGUCAUUAGAUCAUCACCUUAUAGCCCUCUUUAAUCUUGGCGUCCGUUGAGGAUCAUGUCGUCUUUAACCCUUGGUAUUGGCGUAUUACUAGGGUACUCUAUCAGUUCUGUGUAUCUGUAAUUCGGUAGUAGGGUACUCUGGCUCUGGCUCUGUGUUGUGGUCUUGGUGAUCUGCUCCAGCCUCCAGAGAGUAGUACGAUGACGAUUGAAACUGUUGUUCUACUGAUGGCAGAUGUGUUAGCAGUCAUCCUUAUUGGUCUGGUUCUUUUGCGAGUAAUGGGAAAACAGAAGUUUUGUACGGCGGAUAAACCAGUGAAUUCCAAUAGCGGCCUCACGAUCUUCUCGGAUACUCAGAUAAAGAGAGCAACUAGAAAUUUCUCGGAGAAACUUGGAGAAGGAGGCUUCGGCUGUGUUUUCAAGGGGACAUUGCAAGGUUCCUCCGUGGUGGCCGUCAAAAAGCUUAAAGACAUUAGGCAAGGGGAGAAGCAAUUCCGAGCAGAAGUGCAAACAGUUGGAAUCAUCCAGCACAUCAAUCUUGUUCGUUUAUAUGGGUUUUGUGCCGAGGGAAGCAAGAGGUUGCUGAUAUACGAGUACAUGGAGAACGGAUCUUUGAGUUCCCAUCUGUUUUCAAGGACUUCUGUAAAGCUAAUCUGGGAGCUCCGGUACCGUAUAGCAUUUGGGAUUGCAAGAGGCUUGGCUUAUCUACACGAGGAAUGCGAGGACUGCAUUAUACACUGCGACAUGAAGCCGGACAAUGUGCUCCUUGAUGCACAUUUCUGUCCUAAGAUUGCAGACUUCGGUAUGGCGAAGCUUCUUGGUCGAGAUUUCAACAGGGCCCUGACAACAAUGCGGGGAACCAUCGGAUACCUUGCACCGGAGUGGAUCUCGGGGCUUCCCAUCACACACAAAUCUGAUGUUUACAGCUACGGAAUGACACUUCUUGAGAUUAUAUCAGGGCGAAGGAAUGCAGAGAAAAUUAAGGAAGGGAGGUUCACUUACUUUCCCAUCUUUGCUGCAGUCAAGGUGGCCGAAAGAGAUGUCAUGUGCCUGCUGGAUAGUUGGCUGGAUGGCUAUGUCAAUGUCGAGCAGCUGAGCAGAGCUUGCAAGAUCGCAUGCUGGUGCAUCCAAGAUGAUGAGGAUCACAGGCCAAUGAUGGGGCAAGUUGUUCGCAUGCUAGAGGGUGUCAUGGAUGUUGAAGUGCCUUCUGUUGCGAGGUCAUUACAGAAUUUUGUAGGCAUGGAGGAUUGCUUACACUCGCUAGACCGAGCUUAUCAUUCUUUUCUUUUUCUCCAGUAG
Triticum aestivum (bread wheat) is the source of this 1565-nucleotide messenger RNA. Its product is annotated as G-type lectin S-receptor-like serine/threonine-protein kinase At2g19130. The record is from RefSeq and is a predicted model, not a curated record. The transcript has 2 exons. Gene Ontology annotation, molecular function: protein kinase activity; ATP binding. NCBI's taxonomy places the organism in Eukaryota, Viridiplantae, Streptophyta, Magnoliopsida, Poales, Poaceae. Bases 468 to 1565 code for a protein of 365 amino acids. Gene Ontology annotation, biological process: protein phosphorylation.